AUGCAAUACAGUUUGAUACUCACAUAUUCAUUCUGUCAGGCCUAACAAAUGAGAAUAAAUAUAAUGCAUUGUAAAUAUGAAUAAUUAAUUCAAUCGAUAAAUGAACACAUGCUAAUAUUAAAAUGAACACAUGCGUCAUGAUACAUCCUUGAUAAGUUCUGAUGCUCAACUCGUGAGAAACGAUUAGGUUUUUUCGUUCGUGAAGGAAAUGUGUAGGAAGGAGUGGAUAUUUUUGAAGAAUGCCGACACCCACGUUUGUCUACACACAAUGUCUCCCGUGUAGCUUGAAAACACACUGUUUCUCUCUUACGAUCAAUAAGUAAUCCUAUUUUCCCCAAACCUUCGAUAAUAGCUGAAUUUCCAAAAAACGAAAAUAUAGAAAAAACGCAUUUUUGGUCCGAAACAACGCUGGUCCAUUAACAGAACAUCCGGUAUGAAAUUAUGAACGAGGACAAUCCUUUAGUUGAAAAAUAUCAAAUUUGACUAUUUAAUUUAUAAGAUGGUGAACUCUUAACCAUGAGUACUACGUUGUUCUCUUCUUCCUGGUCACAUAUGAUCUAAGGGAGUGUUAGAUGGUUUAAAUGUGUUCUUAGGGCACGAAGCUGUCAGACCUUUUGGCGUGUAAGAUUGAUAGCGUGCAGGCUUCCAGGGCUCUUUGUUUGGAAUAUAAGCAAUAAAGUGCUCGAGGCCUACUCUGUCUUGGCUGAAGACUUCUGAGGGCAAAAUAGAAGAAACAUUCUUGAACGUAAAAGACUACAUGGGAUUUACACUUUUAUUUAACAUGAAUACCUUUUAUUGGCUUGGUUAGCCUGUAAGUGGGUGGAAACAGAUUUGGGAGGUCAAUUCAUGUAAUAAUUUGUAGCAUGUUAUUACAAUUUAGACUGAAUGCACUAUCGUCAAGAAUAAGAUUGUUCUGUUUUGCUGGUGUCAUAAUAAUACCUUCUGUAUGGAAAAUAACAGAUGAUAUUCGCACUCCUGGAACAACACCUCUUUGAAGAAAGAACCGUUCCAUUAUAACCAUUUUAAUCUGAAUUUAUUUAGUUUGUAAACUUAAGUCCUGGAUCAAUCUAAAAUAUGUUAAACAUUUCUUAAGCUAAAACAAAUCUAAUAUAUAUAGAAUAAUGCACUUGUGUGCUUGUGAACACGAGCGCGCGUAAGUGCUUUUAAAAAAAAAUGUCCACGCGCAAUGUGUGCGCGCGCAUCGUCGCACGCGCUUUUCUCAUGCAUACACAACUGAGACCGCGCAUUGUCUAAAAAGCACUAAACCCCAAGAUUAACGGGUUACUUCGAUCAUGACUUUUGGCGUAUCUUAUUUGUCCAGCUGAUGUCUAGGGGCAAGUCGAGGGCCAGUCAAACUAUAAAUGAAGAACAGGAGACGGACACACUCUCACAUUGUUUCAGGUACUGGUUAAGCUAAAGUUAGGCUAUAAUCUACUGAGCAGUGGGCAAACUGACCAUAAAUGCGUAAAUAAACUAGCCCGUCCCCGAGAGUGAGAGUGAGGCGUUCCUCUCGGACUUUUUUCGAUCAAUCACACAGACAGUGGCUUCUUUUGAUUAAACCCCAAAUUGUCAUUGGACAGAGUGUAAUCAUGUGACAAGCAAUACGGUCCAAUUUCAACCUUGUCUCCAUGAAAGCAAUAGUUUAAUGGCACCGCGGUCCCCAUACGGCCGUAAUCAGCAAAAUAGUUUUUUUUUUUAACCCGGCACGAUAUUUCAUUAUAUCUUCCUUGGGUCACAAAUUUGUGAGCGGCGAAUUUGCAAGACUUGGAGGAGAUGAAUUACGAAUUCGAGCGAGAGACGGGUUUUAUCAAUAGUCAGCCGUCGCUCGCUGAGUGCCUGACAUCUUUUCCCCCUGUCGGUGAUGCAUUUCAAAGUUCAUCAAUCAAGAGCUCGACGCUUUCACACUCGACACUGAUUCCUCCUCCUUUUGAGCAGACCAUUCCAAGCCUGAACCCCGGCAGCCACCCUCGCCACAGCCGGCCCAAGCAGAACCCUAAUGGCUCAUGCCCGCUGCCUGCCGCAUCCCUACCCCCAGAGUACCCUUGGAUGAAGGAGAAAAAAGCAUCCAAGAAAAACCAGACAACUUCGACAGCAACAACCACGGAUCCUGGUCCACUGUACUUCUCCCCUCAAGGCUCGCCCGAGAUUUCUGAUGGUGGCAAUGGGGCAACUCGCCGACUGAGAACGGCGUACACGAACACUCAGCUGCUGGAGCUGGAGAAGGAGUUCCACUUCAACAAGUACCUCUGCAGGCCACGGCGGGUGGAGAUCGCCGCUCUGCUGGACCUCACCGAGAGGCAAGUCAAAGUCUGGUUCCAAAACCGGAGGAUGAAACACAAACGGCAAACGCAGUGCAAAGAGAACCAUCACGGCGAGGGGAAAGCACAGAGUCUGGAGGAGGCAGGAGGACGGGGUGAUGGGAAAUCUUUUUUCGAGCAAGUGGCAAACAAUGUAUCGGGGGCGCUUUUGGAAAGAGAGGGUUAUCCAUUUCAGCAGAAUACCUUAACUUCUCUACAGUCACAGAAUGGACACAAUAGUGAUUCUCAAAGCGCAACUGUCUCGCCUUUAGGUAGCAAUGACAAACAUCUGAAACAUUUUCCCAACCCGUCACCCACUGUUCCUAUCUGCGCCUCAACAAUGGCCCAGGAUUGUGCAUCUGGCCAGGACAAUAGCAGCCCCUCGGCCCUGGACGUCUCUUUACAGGACUUUAACGUUUUCUCCAAUGAUUCCUGCUUGCACCUCUCAGAUGCCGUGUCCCCAAGUUUGUCAGAGUCUGUAGACAGCCCCAUUGGUUUAUCCACAGAGGCCUUUGAUUUCUUCUCCGAGACGCUUACAACAAUCGACCUACAACACUUGAGCUACUAACUCUAACUGAAGUUUCAUUAUAGGGACGUCAAUAUCUUUUUCACAAUGAUGGCCUGUGUGUUUAAUUGUGACUUUAAAACUAGGCCUAGAGCAUUAAUCAAUGAGGUAAGUUUCUCAAUAAUCGAGUGACCAUUUGUGUUUACAGAGAAAAUAUGGCAGGAAAAGGUGAUAUUUUUCACGUUUUAUUUUUGUAUCUCUCGCCGGCAAAGUGCCAUAUUUUCAUAGAAUAAAUUUG
This is a messenger RNA of Myxocyprinus asiaticus (Chinese sucker), 3100 nucleotides long. RefSeq names its product homeobox protein Hox-A2b-like. Gene Ontology annotation, molecular function: DNA binding; DNA-binding transcription factor activity, RNA polymerase II-specific. The record is from RefSeq and is a predicted model, not a curated record. Bases 1774 to 2865 code for a protein of 363 amino acids. Gene Ontology annotation, biological process: regulation of DNA-templated transcription. The transcript is spliced from 2 exons. NCBI's taxonomy places the organism in Eukaryota, Metazoa, Chordata, Actinopteri, Cypriniformes, Catostomidae.